Messenger RNA from Alligator sinensis (Chinese alligator), 1881 nucleotides. It is a transcript of the gene SRRM4, whose product is annotated as serine/arginine repetitive matrix 4. Gene Ontology annotation, cellular component: nucleus. The record is from RefSeq and is a predicted model, not a curated record. Gene Ontology annotation, biological process: mRNA processing; neuron maturation; regulation of RNA splicing. The transcript is spliced from 13 exons. Gene Ontology annotation, molecular function: mRNA binding. Bases 1 to 1881 code for a protein of 626 amino acids. NCBI's taxonomy places the organism in Eukaryota, Metazoa, Chordata, Crocodylia, Alligatoridae.
AUGGCCAGCGUGCAGCAGGGCGAGAAGCAGCUCUUCGAGAAGUUCUGGAGAGGCACCUUCAAGGCCGUGGCCACGCCGAGACCCGAGAGCGUCAUCGUGGCCAGCAUCACCGCCCGCAAGCCGCUGCCCAGCAGCGAGACAACAAACUGCCUGUCGUACCCAACAGAGGACAGACGCUCGGAAAAGCCAAGUGGAAACCUUGCUCAGGAGGCCUCCAAAACCAAUGGCUGUGUGAAAGGAAAGGACCGCAAAGAGAAUACUCACCACAGAUCACGCAGCUCCCUGGGUCAUGAGGAGUGCACGCCACCACCUCCCUCCAGGGGGAAGAAGAAGAAAAAGAAAUCUACGCGUAAGAAGAGGAGGAGGUCUCCAUCGUACAGCCCCUCACCUGUGAAGAAAAAGAAGAAGAAAAGCUCAAAGAAGCGAAAACGAAACAGGUUAUCUUCAAAGAAGAGGAGACACAGCUCCUCAAGCCCAAAAAGUAAAAGAAAGGAAGAAAGAAAACACAAAAAACACUGUCGUAGCCGGCCGCGAAAAUCCCAUCGACACCGCCAUCGCCACUGCCACUCCCGGUCAGAGAGCUCAGGUUCCCGCUCCUCUAGCUGCCAAAGCAGGCACAGAGACAGAUCUCGGGAGGAAAGGCAUAAAGCUAGACGAAGACGCUCCCGGCACCAUUCAAAGAACACUGAAAAACGAAGCAUUUCUGCUGAGGUUCAGGCCAGCUAUUCCUCCAGCCAAACCCUUCAGAUCUACAGCUUCCUCUCAGCUAAGGAAGUAAUCUCUCAGUCAGGGUCUUCUGCUGACCUCUUUACCAAAACAGACAGCCCGCUUGACAACCUAGCCAGUCAGAAUGGAGGGUCCCAUGAAUAUGACUCAGGAAACGAUACUUCUUCUCCUCCCUCCACUCAAACAAGCUCAUCCAGGUCAAAGGACAUCCAGGAGAAAAGAAAUGUAGCGCACGAUGGCUUUGGCCACUCCUUCUCCUCUGGGAAGCCUAAACUGGCCAACAGUGAUAACAGCUCUGAUUCAGGAAAUUCCUUCACCAGUUGCUUUUCCCAGGUCAAGGGAACAGCUUUGGAAAAUCUCUCUCCAGAUGCCCAGGGACAGGAUCAAAGAGGAUGCCUGUCCCCCUGUCUCGGCUGCUCAGAAGAAAAGAAGCAGAGGCCCCUCCCUUCCCCAGCCCACAGCUCCCCUCUGAGACUGUGCUCUCGCAGUGGGUCCUACACCAGCACGGGAAGGUCCUCCCAAGGGUCCAGCCGCUCCACCCGGUCCCACUCGCUGCAUCACAAGGCCACACCCAGGUACUCCCGAAGCAGAUCCUGCUCCUCAGGGAAAAGGUCCUAUUCACGUUCCCCAAGCUACUCAUCCAAGUCCUGCAGAAGAAGUCCCGGAAGCAGGAACUCAAGGCCACGUCGAAGCCCCAGUUACUCCCGCUACAGCCCUAGCAGGGAUCGCGAGAGAGAGCACAAGUAUGGCUCCAGUGAGAAGGAGUCCCACAGAGAGCGUGACCGACGGCGGCAGCGGCGACAGUCCUACUCACCCCUGAGGAAACGCAGGAGAGACUCUCCCAGCCACCUUGAAGCUCGGCGGAUCACAAGCGCCCGGAAACGCCCCAUCCCAUACUACAGGCCCAGUCCUUCCUCCUCCAGCAGUGUCAGCAGCUAUUCCUCAUGGUACAGCAGCUUUAGCCGCUCUCCCAGUCGCAGUCGGAGUUACUCCAGCUACAGGAGCAGUCGGAGCCGGAGCCGAAGCCGGAGCCGGAGCUGGAGCAGCAGUAGUGACAGCGGCAGGAGCCGAAGCCGGAGUUCAUGCCCAAGAAGCAGCCACAGCAGAAGCAAGAGCUAUGGCUCAAUAGGCAGCUAUGACAGCAUGCGGCGCUAG